Messenger RNA from Gadus morhua (Atlantic cod), 2861 nucleotides. RefSeq names its product COUP transcription factor 2. The transcript has 3 exons. NCBI's taxonomy places the organism in Eukaryota, Metazoa, Chordata, Actinopteri, Gadiformes, Gadidae. Gene Ontology annotation, molecular function: DNA-binding transcription factor activity; sequence-specific DNA binding; zinc ion binding. Gene Ontology annotation, biological process: regulation of DNA-templated transcription. The record is from RefSeq and is a predicted model, not a curated record. The coding region runs from base 718 to 2028 and encodes 436 amino acids.
GUGUGUGUGUGUACACAGGGUAAGGACAGCCCCCUCCCUUAUAUGGAUGCCGCCCCCCGGUGAAACGACAGCGAGCCGUCCCUCCCGUCACGUCGGGGCACGCAGUCCCUGCAGGUCCGCGGGCAGCAGGCAGUGUGUCAGCCGCCUUCAGGAUCCACGCUUGCUCGUUGUCUUUAAAACACAACUUGUCAGCAGCGAUCGGAGCAGCGAAGAGCAGCCCCGGUGAGGUCGACCGGCCUCCGGAUCCCUGUUGCCUCCAUCUUGAGUGUGCAGACUGUAGCAGCAUCUGGUUGGUUCCUACUCGGCUGUUAAAGGGACAAUCCGAAUUGUGUUUUUUUUAAGAACAUUUGUCAUUUCCCGUUGGAUUGUGGGUUUUUUUUGUGUUGUUGUUUUUUUUCUUCCUCCCUGCCACUGCGUGGAUUACAGCCCCGGCCUUCUGUUCCUCGUCCUGGAGGCAGCUUCGUUGGAGGAUAAUCCCACUGAUGCGCUAUCACUACUACUAGGCACCAAAAGUCACGUAUCUACCCAAUAACAGUGCGUAAAAUAUCACAGCGCGUCGCGGGUUUGAUACAAAGCCGGUGGGGACCGCGUCUGGUGGACCCGUGGGUAUAGAGAGACUGAGUUUCUACUCCUGACUGAAUGCCAGUUUAACCUCGUUCAUUGUGGGAUUUAGGAGACAAAAGGUGCGUAAAGUUCUUGGAAACUGUCCGAAACGACAUGGCGAUGGUGACGUGGAGGAACAGCGAGGACAGCGGCGCUGACAGCCAGGUCUGCGCCAUCUCCUCCCCGGUCUCCCAUGUGACGGGACCCCACUCCCUGUCCGGGGACCUCACCCAGGGACACCUUGGCGCCGCGUCUUCCCUGGAGCUGAACUCGGCUCCUCGAGCGACCACACCGGGGGGCGCACCGGCUUCCCGGGCGGCCACCAGCAACGCGCCCUCCGGCUCCAUGGAGAAGCAGCAGCAGCAACAGCAGCAGAGCCAGCACGUCGAGUGCACGGUGUGCGGGGACAAGUCGAGCGGCAAGCACUACGGACAGUUCACCUGCGAGGGAUGUAAGAGCUUCUUCAAGCGCAGCGUGCGCCGGAACCUCACCUACACUUGCCGCGUGACGCGGAGCUGUCCUGUGGACCAGCACCACCGGAACCAGUGCCAGUACUGCCGCCUGAAGAAGUGCCUGAAAGUGGGCAUGCGACGGGAAGCGGUGCAGCGAGGCCGGGUGGUCCCGUCCCAGUCGUACCACGGGCAGUUCUCGCUCACCAACGGCGACCCCCUGCAGUGCCAUCACUCGUACCUCUCGGGGUACAUCUCCCUGCUGCUGCGCGCCGAGCCGUACCCCACCUCGCGCUACGGCGCCCAGUGUCUGCAGAACGGCAACGGCGGCGGCGGCGGCGGCGGCAUCCUGGGCAUCGAGAACAUCUGCGAGCUGGCGGCGCGCAUGCUGUUCAGCGCCGUGGAAUGGGCCCGCAACAUCCCCUUCUUCCCCGACCUGCAGGUCACCGACCAGGUGGCCCUGCUGCGGCUGGCCUGGAGCGAGCUGUUCGUGCUCAACGCGGCGCAGUGCUCCAUGCCCGUGCACGUGGCGCCGCUGCUGGCCGCCGCGGGCCUCCACGCCUCGCCCAUGUCGGCGGACCGCGUGGUGGGCUUCAUGGACCACAUCCGCCUCUUCCAGGAGCAGGUGGAGAAGCUGAAGGCCCUGCACGUGGACUCGGCCGAGUACAGCUGCAUCAAAGCCAUCGUGCUGUUCACCUCAGACGCGUGUGGUCUGUCGGACGCGGCGCACGUGGACGGGCUGCAGGAGAAGUCCCAGUGCGCGCUGGAGGAGUACGUGCGCAGCCAGUACCCCAACCAGCCCUCGCGUUUCGGGAAGCUGCUGCUGCGGCUGCCGUCGCUGCGCACCGUGUCGUCGUCGGUCAUUGAGCAGCUGUUCUUCGUGCGGCUGGUGGGGAAGACCCCGAUAGAGACCCUGAUCCGGGACAUGCUGCUGUCCGGGAGCAGCUUCAGCUGGCCCUACAUGUCCCUGCAGUAGGCCGCCUGUGCUGCUGCAAGGAAUUCCCAACACCACAGACAGACCCCCACCAACUCCACGUGUCCUUCUUAAUACUAUUUAUUUAAAUGUGUGUAUUUAUAGUGUUUGUUCUGUUUUCAGACACCGGUUCUCCUAUAUAUUCCGUCUCGUGAGGCUGCAGGGAUAGCCCCCGUGUCGCGUUUGUUUUUCAUUUUUUUUGUAUCGCAUCGUUUCCAACAUGGCACUUUGAAUUAUUAAUAAUAUGCUACAAUAUGACGACUGAGCACCGGCCCGCUCGCCUCACCCCAAAAGACCUCUUUGGUGGGUUUAUUUCUACUCACGGCGCCCUCUGCAUGCAAGAGCCGUCACACUGCAGUACGAUAUUGUGGCAUCUCUCAUGUGGUCAUUAUUCAUAUUCAUUCGUUCGUUUGCGUUAUAUUCGAUGAACAAGACCAUUUUUUUUAUUUGAGAUAACUAUUCAUAAAAUAUUCAUAACUACCCAUUUAUCUGAAGUUGUGUGUGUUGUUGGUCUACUCUCCCCUCCCCCCCAAGAUAAAUGAAGCAAUAAGCAUCACUGAGGCCACUGAGGCUCCACUUCACCUCCGGGGUCAAGUCGGGAAUUCGGGCUGAGGCCGCCACUGGGCAUGCGCAAGAACUGCGACUGCACUCGUUUGUGUUAGAGUGUGUAUGUGCGUGUGUGGGUGGGUGUGUGUGUGUCGGUGAGUGUGUGUGUGUGCGUGCGGGCGUGUUUGUGUUGAUUUAGUUUCUGUUUCCUUUUGACCACACCUCUGACGUACUGUGAAGACAUACUGGUUUAUCUUCCAUGUGAAAUUAUAACUCAUGAUUUAUAAAUA